AUGCUGCACUUGAUAUGUAUUGCAAUCUACGCCAGAGCCAACAGCACUCUUGAGAGCUAUGCUGUUCUAGACGAGCCAAGAGGAACAGCCGCUUGCGCUUUCGGAGCCGCGGCUGCCCUGGUAGAAGAGCAGGACGUCUCAGAGCCAUGGGGUGACCUGUUUUUGGAUGCCGUGAAUUGGCUCACUGGUUCUAAAGCCGUUUUUGUGAUCAGCGUCAUCCUCCUUUGCUUGGGUACCCAUGAUUCGCUCGCCCAGAUUACGAGGACGAGUUUCUUUUGCGCAGGCACUCUUGAUAGUGCGGCGUCUACCCUCUUCAUCCAAGUUCUGGGUAUGUGUCUAGAUGCUGCUGUACUGGCUCUCUUAUGGCAAAUCAUGUCAUGGACCAAGUCGACGCAUGCUCGACUCCAGGCACUUUCCUCAGUCCUGCAACUCACUUUCGCCCUUGCCCUAAGUGUCUUCACCAUUUCGGCAUUGUUCUCGGGACGUAGCAUCUGGGCCGUCUACAUGUCCGAUGUCUUCACUAGUGGAUUCCUCCUCUCCGCCGUGCUUGUCGCCUUUACCAUUUUGAUGUGCGAAUCCACCCCGAUGGCGCCCGCCGCAACGCUCGUCAUGGCUGUUGGCCAAGUCGCAUCCCUCGAAAAUGUGGCAAGAAUGCAGAUCUGGCUUCAUGGAACAGCGUUCGGAACCAUCCGCCCUCUAUAUUACCUCUUUUUUGGUUACAGCCUCAUUCUUAGCCGGCGCCAUUUCGAAAUGCUUAAAACGAUCCAGCGGCUCUUCAUAUUCUGCUCGCUUGCGGUCAUCAUCUUCACGGCUCUUCCUCUCGCGUUGCUUCGAGAAGGCAGGCAUGAACUCCAUAUACAUCCACUCAAUAAGUUGAUAUACGAGGCGCGCAUCAUGUCUGACACCUGGCUGGUAAAGGUUUCUACUAGUGGCAGCCUGCGUGUGGCCGUUUCGGAAUACCGGGAGCGUAACCACGGCCGGGAACCGCCGCCCGGGUUCGAUGCCUGGUAUUCAUUUGCCCUCGAGAAGAAGUCUGCAAUCAUCGACCACUUUCCCCAGAUUAACCACGAUUUACUUCCAUUCCGGAAGCUCUCUCCCAAAGUUCUACGACAAAGAGUAAGCCAGCUUAGCGACAAACCGGGUAUCGCUGUGGUGGAAAUACGUGGAGGGAAGGUUAGCACUACAUCCACUAUGGGGGAGCCCUCAUCCAAACUGUUGAGCCAUUUGGUGUCCAUGAUUUCAGCAUUCUCCAAACAUCUUCCCGAUAUGGACAUACCGGUCAACCUCCAUGAUCGACCGAGGGUGCUCCAAACGUCCAGGCAGUCUUCCGAUGCCUGGACACCGACUUCAGUUGCUGAGUGGCAGCAUGCGAUAUCUCGGAGCUGCCCACCAGGCUCAAGUGCGCGGUCCCGCACCGCGUGGAGUGUCAGGGACUUCACCACCAGGUACUUGUCCUCUUACUCCAAGUGGCAAUUCACCACCUACUGGGAGGGAUCGCUCGACACCUGCGACCAGGCCGACGUCCCCUAUCUUCACGGCUUCCAUAUGGCCCCACAAGCCAACGGCGACCUGUUCGUGCAGCUCAUGCCUGUCUUCAGCCGCUCCAAAACGGGUGGGUUUGGGGACAUUCUUUUGCCGUUUCCGAACGACGAGGAUGCGGAGCAAGAGUCCAUGGGUAACUUCAACGGCAAGGAGACGAAUCUCUAUUGGAGGGGCGGUGGUCCUCCCCUCCCUAACAACGGUGAGAAGUUCGCCUACGCGAGGAUCCCCACAAUGGAACUCAACGGGCUCCUCCCACUCGACGUCGCCUUCACCACUGAGCGUGAAGCCCACACCUGCAGCGGUACGUCCUGCGACCUCGCCCGUCUAGAGCUAGGCGCCGCGGGGCCCCAGACCGCGCCCCUCGAUCACCGUUAUCUCCUUGUUCUCGACGCCGACACGGGCCCGUCCACAAACCCCACCGCGAUGGCCGCCAUGGGAUCUAGCGCCGUGCCCUUCGUCUCGACCAUCUUCACCCACUGGUACUGGAGCGCCACGCUUUCUUAUUUUACGGGCCUGCAGGACCAGACGCAGAGCGGCGCGGACCGCGAGGGUGAGCAAGGUGAAGGCGGGCAGGAGCCAGGUACAGGCCAUGUCACCAUCGCGGGCAAGGCCGUCGGUCUAAGUGGCAACCUGGACGAUGCGAGGUGGAUCGCCUCUCAGGGCAAGGCCUGGGCCAAAAGGCCCUGA
Molecule: messenger RNA, 2229 nt
Organism: Parascedosporium putredinis
Lineage: Eukaryota; Fungi; Ascomycota; Sordariomycetes; Microascales; Microascaceae
Source: the annotation of a GenBank genome assembly